AUGGUCCAAGAAGAGACUCCUUUGGAAGAAAAUUCUGAAGACACCGAUUUGAAAUUUCGAUAUGAUUUGCUUUCUGCUGACCAUGAACAUUUAAAAAAAUUACUAACUCAAUAUUUUUCUCUCUUAUCUCAGGAACAACUUGAACCUCCUCGUGAUGAACCUACAGGCGAUGAAUCCUCUUAG
This is a messenger RNA of Funneliformis mosseae, 183 nucleotides long. The record is from the annotation of a GenBank genome assembly. NCBI's taxonomy places the organism in Eukaryota, Fungi, Glomeromycota, Glomeromycetes, Glomerales, Glomeraceae.